AUGGAUCUGUGGGCCCACCUCUCCCCGUCUGCCUCAGCUGUGACCGCCGUGGCUUCAAACGGACGCGUGAAAGAGCCGGGACCUUCCUCCGUUUCUCCAUCCUUCCCUUGCAUCCCCGCAGGGGGAAAGAAGGGCAGGACGGGAAAACAGAAGAAGCCAGUGACCGGGCAUCACGUUCACUGUGAGACAUGCUUCAACCGGCACUGCAAGGUUCCCGUGGAGCUCUCCGUGUCGUGUGUGGUCAUCAGCUGCCGCCUCCUGUGUGGAGCCGUCUUCCACAUCUGCAAGCAGGAGGAGCACCAGCUGCUGUGCCCGUUGGAUAAGGUGCCCUGCCUGAACGCGGCCAACGGCUGCCCCUUCACCAUGCGGCGUCAGCGUCUGGCCAAGCACCUGGAGACCUGCCCCGCCAGCGUGGUCACCUGCUCCCUGGACUGGAACCGCUGGCCCGCGGAGGAGAGCGACGACGGCGUCUUCCGCAAGAACGUUCUCCAGGGGUCGAAGGUCGACGAGCAGCUGGAUCUGUCCAUGGCCGUGCGAGAUCAGGCACUGCUGUUUCGCUCGCUCAAAAUGGAGGCCCUGUUUCCUGAGCUGAUGGAGAGGGAGGAGAAGACCUUCCCUGAGGAGGUCGAGGGAGCCGUGGGGGGUGAGAUCUUCACCGGGGUGGCCUCUGUAAGCCUAGGGGGGGCGCUGGAGCAUGGAACGGGGGAUCCCAAAGGCGAGAUGCAGGAGCUUACGCAGGAAGAGCGAGACGCUAUCGCCAAAAACAGAGAUGUGGCAGCCGUCGAGAGCUAUUCAUCCUGGGAAGCCAUUUUCAGCAAGGAGUUCAGAGGCUGCCAACAGACCGCUAAAAACCUAGAAAAUGAGCUGAAAGGUAGAGAUGGAAAAGACCAGAAGGCUUUGACAAACAUAGAGGCAGGGAUCCGGGAACUAGCUACAGAACGUCAGGAGAGGGAAACCGUUACCUCUGUCAACAUCUCCAAGUCAGGCCUCGCCCCUUGGCAAGAUGGCGUCCUGGAGAGACUGGGGAAAGAGGUCAACGCAGCGGAAUAUAACAUGUACCUGGUGCAUCAUGGGAGCAUGCUGAUUCGAUUCGGCCAGAUGGCCGCCUGCACGCCCAAAGAGAAGGACUUUGUCUACGGAAACCUGGAGCCCAUAGAGGUGGAAACCGUCCGUACGUUCAACAUCCCCACCAGCUACAAGGCCAAGCGCAGCCACCUCAAAGACCCUUCCAACAUGGCCAAGAGGGAAGACAAAGGGGUCGACACAUCCGAUUGGGUGGUGUCAGAGGAGGCGGACACUCCCGAGAAGGAUGAGGUGGAGAUGACCUUGCUGUGCUCCUUGGAGAAGGAGCUGAAAGGUCACACCAUCAGCGAGAGUGUGGGCACAGACGGCCUUUUUUUGGACGUAGGAACACAGACGUACAACUUCCCCUCCGCCCCAUUCAAGCCGGACGCCUCAUUGGCGGACAUCACGGCGGACCAGGCCCCGGGCCUACACGUCCAGAUCCAGACCGAAUGCGUGACCCGGAGGCACAACAAGUCCAGCUCGGCCUUCACCUUCCUCUGCGGCCACACCUUCCGGCGGGACGAGUUCCCGUCGCACUUCAGGAACACGCACUCCGACAUCCAGUCCUGCCUGAGUGGCUGGUUCGAGCAGCGCUGCCCCCUGGCUUACCUGGGCUGCACCUACAGCCAGAAGAGGUUCCGACCCUCCACCCACAGGGCCGUGGUCACGUAUGACCAAAACGUCAGCGCGUUUAACCUCCGACCAGACGUCCCGGCUUUGCUUUCCGAGGACCCGAAGAGCAACUAUGUCCGAAAUGUGGACUCCUUCAACAGCCUGCCCUUUGAGAUCCUGCAGCACAUCUCCAGCUUCCUCGACAGCUUUAGCCUGUCCCAGCUGGCACAGGUCUCCAGGCUGCUGCGGGACAUCUGUGCCUCGCUGCUCCAGGAGAGGGGGACGGUAUCCCUGCAGUGGGAGAAGAGCACGCACCCCCACGGGGGCUCAAGCUGGAAGUGCAGAAAGAAGGUGUGGCAGUUCAGCAGUCUCUUCUCCCCGGUAGAGCGGUGGAGCUUUGACGAAACGCCCUCGAUGUCGGAGCACCUGAAAGUCUGCCCCUUCUACCAGACACAGGAGAAGAGUGAACCCUUCGUCCUGGUGGGUCUGUCCGACAGCCAGGAGCAGGACGGAGAGCAGAAGAGUCUCGUCCACACGUUCCUGUCGAACAAACAACAUCAGCCCUGA
Messenger RNA from Conger conger (European conger), 2244 nucleotides. Its product is annotated as F-box only protein 40. The coding region runs from base 1 to 2244 and encodes 747 amino acids. The transcript has 3 exons. NCBI's taxonomy places the organism in Eukaryota, Metazoa, Chordata, Actinopteri, Anguilliformes, Congridae. Gene Ontology annotation, molecular function: ubiquitin protein ligase activity; zinc ion binding; protein binding. The record is from RefSeq and is a predicted model, not a curated record. Gene Ontology annotation, cellular component: cytoplasm.